Molecule: messenger RNA, 2180 nt
Organism: Zingiber officinale
Lineage: Eukaryota; Viridiplantae; Streptophyta; Magnoliopsida; Zingiberales; Zingiberaceae
Product: nodulation protein H-like
Exons: 6
Coding region: 461-1717 (418 amino acids)
Source: RefSeq, a predicted model, not a curated record
AGUCAGAACAUAGCGCGUCGCCGUCACAUCAGCUCCAAACCUCGAAGUUGGACGUUCGAUCUGUCCGAAUUUUGUAGUUCAUGUGAUUGAAUCAAUCAAUGUCGCGAUAGGAUUUCGAUUUGCUUCUCUUCAUUAGCUUCCGCCGAAUCUAAGCAAGAGAUUACAUCUAUUCUUCCCUAAUCUUAAGCCUACUCUUGUGAAUUACGUCUGUUUUUUUUCUUACCUUUCUUUUUGCCGUCUCGAUCUUCCCAAUUUGGUUGGCUUUUUCUCUGCCGUCUCUGUUUGUGCUGUCUCUCGGUUUUCUCAGACCUUGUCGCCUGCCGCCUCUGGCUCGGCGUACAGGCGGAGUCUUAGAGGCGCAGGCGCGGAAGGAUCCGAAGGGGGGAGAGUGGCGCUGCCAACGAGCGGCGAACCGGAGGAGGGCGUGAUUUGGGGGGGAUGGGGGCAAUGCCGCUGGCUCAUGUGGUGGAUUAAUGCUUUGGUGCGGGGAUACCAAACCCCACCUCGGUUUUUGAUGCUUCCGGAAUUCACACCUCAGGUUCGCCGUCUUCUGCGACUCGAGGCUUUUGGCUUUGCGGUUCUUAAAAAUCUCACCUUCAAGCGGAGUGAAGCCGAUACAGAUCAUCUUGUUCUUCCUCCUUCGCAUAUGUCUUCCUUUCUCGUCGGCGAACAUAAAAAGGGCGAAAUGGCUGAGGAGUGCUGCUGUUUGAGUAAAGAGUUAAGCGUAAUAAAGCCACCAAAAAAACCACAUCUUGCAUUGAGAAUGUUUGUGUUAAGUGCCACUAUGAUUUGUAGCGUCUAUAUAUGCUUAGUGUGCCUGAAGCAAAUUGGAAACCAGAGCAUGCCUAGAGUUCUGAAGUUUGAGGUAAUAAAAGAAUCUUGUAGGGAUCCUGGUAUCUCACCAUCUGAUAUUUCUUAUGUGCAUUACCCAAAACCCGCAACUUUUAGCAGGGAUGAGUGUGCAUGUACACCAGUUCGCUUCUUCGCUAUCUUGUCAAUGCAGAGGUCUGGAAGUGGUUGGUUUGAGACUCUGAUUAAUAGCCACCCCAACAUUAGCUCAAAUGGGGAGAUCUUCUCUGUCAAAGAAAGGAGGAGUAACAUGUCCUCUAUCAUACAGACAUUAGACAAAGUCUACAACCUGGAAUGGUAUAGUAGUGCUUCUAAAAAUGAGUGCACAGCUGCUGUUGGAUUGAAAUGGAUGCUUAAUCAGGGUCUUAUGGAUCAUCAUGAAGAAAUAGUCAAAUACUUCAAUGAAAGAGGGGUGUAUGCAAUACUCUUGUUCAGAAGAAACUUACUUCGUCGUAUGGUUUCACAACUUGCAAAUGAUCAUGAUCGCAUAGCAAAGCAAUUAAAUGGCAAGCAUAAAGCUCAUGUGCACUCCCAAUAUGAGGCUGAUGUGCUUGCAAAGUAUAAGCCCUUCAUCAAUGCAACAGAAAUGAUGUCCAACCUCAAGUACUCUGCUGAGUGUGUUAAAAAUGCUCUGGGUUACUUCAGCAACACUCGACACAUGGUUUUGUACUAUGAGGAUCUCAUCUUGAACCACAUUUUGGUUGAUGUUCUAGAUUUCUUGAGACUACCCCAUAGGCAUCUGGUUAGUCGUCAUGUUAAGAUACACCGAAAACCACUGGACAAGCAGGUUGACAACUGGGAAGUUGUUGUCAAUGCUCUUAAAGGCACGGAGUAUGAAAGUUUUCUGAAUGCGGAUUACACACUGUAGAUUAUCAAAGUGAACCCUAUCAAUAUUGGGAUGUUAUACUUGCCAAAGUCCUUGCCAACAUCAAACUUUGCCAUUUGAGUGCAAGCUAUGAAGGCUAGGGAUUUUUUUUCUAAGAUUUUCCUCUUUCAAUCCUUGUUGAAAGACAACAGCCAGAAAAUUCACCACAUGAGCACUUGAUAAUGAAUGUAUAGUCAGGUCCUUUCUCGCUGCCUAGUCUAUUUAUUCUUGUUGAAGCAUCAUCAGCAAAGAAAAGGAACGAGUUGAAAAUUUCUCCAAAGCAUCAUAAGGAAUUCUGCUGUUUGCCCUUGUUUAUAUCUUAAAUUUGUGGAUUCUGAAGAUUAUUUGUGACUGACUGUAUUGGAGAAAUGAAGUGUUUGAGAAUUUUGUGAUGUUCUUGUUUUCUAAACUUAAAUUGGUUAUUGUAUCAACCAUCUUGAUAAAAAGUUUUUUACCCUUGUUUGUA